Diospyros lotus (date-plum) is the source of this 2802-nucleotide messenger RNA. RefSeq lists its product as uncharacterized. Bases 318 to 2540 code for a protein of 740 amino acids. Gene Ontology annotation, molecular function: guanyl-nucleotide exchange factor activity; translation initiation factor binding; translation initiation factor activity. Gene Ontology annotation, biological process: biosynthetic process. The record is from RefSeq and is a predicted model, not a curated record. The transcript has 15 exons. NCBI's taxonomy places the organism in Eukaryota, Viridiplantae, Streptophyta, Magnoliopsida, Ericales, Ebenaceae. Gene Ontology annotation, cellular component: eukaryotic translation initiation factor 2B complex.
ACAAAAGCACAGUUACUCGCCAUUUCGCCCAUCGUCGAUCGCAGGAAGAGCGAGCGAGCGAGAGAGAAGGAAAAUAAUCGUUCACUCCAAUCAACCAAUCAAUCCAAAACAGGGAUGGCGUUAGUACCAUAAAGACGAUUGAAAGGACGACCCCCCAUCUUCGUCUUCUCUCCGUCCAUCUCUGUCACCUCCGUCUUCCAUCCCCACUCCAAACCCUAAUUCUCAGCGGACAUUCAACAAAGCCAGACUCUUCGUCUACUCCCAGUUCCAGUCCAUCCGCGGCUUGGCGAGGUUGCGUACUUCCUCGCAAGCGAAUAAUGGUGCAGGUGAAGAAGGGAGGGAGUGGAAAGGGGGUUUCGGAAGAUUCUGCGGCGUUGGCCGCGGAAGUGGAGCUGGGCCGCGUGCCAUUGCAGGCCAUCCUAUUGGCUGAUAGCUUCGCCCAGAAGUUCCGUCCAAUCACCCUCGAACGCCCCAAAGUACUAUUACCAUUGGUAAAUAUCCCUAUGAUUGAUUACACCUUAGCAUGGCUUGAAUCAGCUGGAGUUGAAGAAGUUUUUGUGUUUUGCUGUGCUCAUUCAAGGCAAGUGAUUGAUUAUCUAAAUAAUUCCAAGUGGUUCGGUCAGCCAAACUUUUCGAUCAAGACAAUUGAAUCUCACAAUUGUGUUAGUGCUGGAGAUGCGUUACGUUUAAUAUAUGAGCAGAAUGUGAUACAUGGAGAUUUUGUCCUUAUAAGUGGUGAUACGUUGAGCAACAUGUCACUUACUCAAGCACUUGAAGAGCACAAGGAGAGAAGGAAAAAAGACAGCAAUGCUGUAAUGACCAUGGUUAUUAAAAAGUCAAAGCUGUCGCUGCUUACCCACCAAUCUCGGCUUGGAACUGAUGAGCUGUUUAUGGCUAUUGAUCCUGAUACAAAGCAGCUUCUGUAUUAUGAGGAUAAAGCUGACCAUUUAAAAGGGACUAUAUCACUUGACAAGGUGUUACUUGCUGACAAUGCUUCUGUUUCUCUUCACAAUGACAAGCAGGAUUGCUACAUUGACGUCUGCUCUCCAGAAGUUCUCAGCCUUUUCACUGACAAUUUUGACUAUCAACAUCUGCGUCGUCACUUUGUUAAGGGAUUGCUUGUUGAUGAUAUAAUGGGUUACAAAAUUUUCACCCAUGAAAUUCACUCUAGUUAUGCGGCUAGAAUUGAUAACUUUCGAAGCUAUGACACCAUUAGCAAGGAUAUUAUUCAAAGAUGGACGUAUCCAUUUGUGCCAGAUGUCCAGUUUUUUGGUAACACUGCUGCUAAACUUGAAAGGCAGGGCAUGUACCGAUCAUCCGGUAUAGUGCAAUCGCAUUCUGCACAGAUUGGCCCUUUCGCAGUUAUUGGACGUGGCACUACAAUUAGGGACAACACAAAAAUUUCUAAUUCAGUAGUGGGGGAAGGAUGUUAUAUUGGAUCAAAUGUCAUAAUAGAUGGCUCUUAUAUAUGGAAUAAUGUCACCAUUGAAGAUGGCUGUACUCUAAAGCAUGCUAUUGUAUGUGAUGGUGUGAUAAUGAAGUCUGGAGCAGUUCUACAACCUGGCAUAGUUUUGUCUUUCAAGGUUGUAGUUGGGCAACAAUUUGUUGUUCCUGCUUAUUCAAAGGUGUCAUUACUUCAACAGCCAACAAAGCAGGAUAGUGAUGAGGAGCUGGAGUAUGCUGAUGAUACCAGUGGAAUUAAUGAAAUUCCAUCAAUUUCAAGUACACUGGAUAAGUUGAAUGGAGAAUUAACACCUGAAUCAUCCGAGGCACAGCAGCAGACAUCUGAGGUUGGCACUGGUGGAGUUGGUUACAUAUGGUCAGUUGUUGAAGGGAGCUAUGAAGAAGAAUUGAGACAUUCAGUUGCACCUAUUCCUGCUGACAAGCUUGCUGAGCUUAUACCAGCUGCAAAUGAUGAGGUUGAUGUGUUAAUGCAAGAUGGUAAUCUCUUGCCUCUGUCAGGAGAACUGCAACCUGAAUCUAACAGUGUUUAUUCUGAUGACAAUAUUGAAGAUACUAGGGAUGACUAUAUCUACUUUGAGAAAGAGGUUGAAGCAACUUUUCUGAGGGCUGUUAAUGAAAAUGUUAAAGAAGACCAUGUUAUAUUGGAAGUAAAUGCACUGCGGUUGUCAUACAAUAAAACUUCUGUGGACUGUGCCAGUGCAUUGUUCUAUUCGAUGAUGAAAUUGGCAUUAGAAACUCUGCAUAGUUCAACUAGGGAAUUGCUUAAUAAUGCUGUAAAUGUAAUUGAAAGAUGGCAAAAGCUUCUAAAGUAUUAUUUGCCCAGCCUAGAUGAGGAGAUUGAAGUUAUAUUGAAGUUUGAAGAAAUGAGCUUAGAAUCUGCCAAGGAGUUUUCCUCAAUAUUUUUGCCGAUUUUGCAUCUUUUGUAUGAUAAAGACAUUUUACAAGAGGAAGCUAUUCUAAAUUGGGCAUCUGAAAAAGAAGGGGCAGACGAGUCUGAUAAAGUUUUUCUUAAACAGACAGAAAAAUUCAUCCAAUGGCUGAAGGAGGCCCCUGAAGAGGAGGAAGAAGAAGAUUAACAAAAAAAAUUAGUUACUACUAGAGGCCAAGUUGAAACUGACAUUUAUAAGUGUCUGGCAAUCCACUUGUGAUGCAGUUUGUACCUCUUCCACCCCCCCCCCCCCCCCCCCCAAAAAAAAAAAAAAAAAACAAAAACCAUGUAGAGAACGCCUCUCUAAUUCUUGCCGGGUGUCAAAGCCCUUGUAAUGGUUUACUUGAUAAAGCAUGCAACUGAUGUAAUUUCUCUUCCUUUUUAUUUCAAGUGUUCAGAAGCUUGCCAUA